This is a messenger RNA of Hyla sarda, 1847 nucleotides long. RefSeq names its product zinc finger protein OZF-like. The record is from RefSeq and is a predicted model, not a curated record. Gene Ontology annotation, molecular function: DNA-binding transcription factor activity, RNA polymerase II-specific; RNA polymerase II cis-regulatory region sequence-specific DNA binding. The coding region runs from base 71 to 1597 and encodes 508 amino acids. Gene Ontology annotation, biological process: regulation of transcription by RNA polymerase II. The transcript has 5 exons. Lineage: Eukaryota; Metazoa; Chordata; Amphibia; Anura; Hylidae. Gene Ontology annotation, cellular component: nucleus.
CCCUCCCAUAAUGCUUUGCCCCUAGAGCUGCCCGGAGCCGGUGCGGAGUGUUCGGGGCUGAGGGCGGAAGAUGGCGGCUCCGGGGCGGGAGGAGGUUGCCGGUCCGGUGAGGUUUGAGGAGGUGGCGGUGUAUUUCUCGGAGGAGGAGUGGGAUCGGCUGGAUGCUCGGCAGCGGCUCCUGUAUCAGGAGGUCAUGAUGGAGAACUAUGAGCUGGUGACCUCUGUGGGUCUUCUGCUCCAUAAAGUUCAUACAUCCAAUCUUGAAUCCAAAGGGAAAUCCAGAAUGAGGAUAAAAAGAGCGAAGCCCCUAGAGUCUCAAACUGGGAUAUCAGAGAUAAACCUUAUUAUAAAAGAAGAUGAGGACCUGGCGCUCUCCUCGCAGUCUGACCAAGAGGAGCCAACCGGAUAUCGAGGUGAGGAUUUUCGGGUGACUCAAAGUCUUUCACGUGACGCCCCGUCUCCCAAUCUGCUGAAGCCGGACCUUAAUGGCAGUAACGUGGCACCCAAGCAGAGCUCCCGUUUACCUGCAGACAGACCGUAUUCCUGUUCAGAUUGUUACCGCAGCUUCAUUCGGAAAUCCCACUUGACCAGCCACCAGCGCACUCACCGAGGAGAACGCCCCUACCCCUGUGAGAUAUGUGGCAAACGAUUCCACUACCGCCACCACCUGGUGGGACACCAACGCAUCCACACAGGGGAGAAGCUGUUCUCGUGUGAAUACUGCGGGAUCCAGUUUAACCAUAAAGGGAACUACCAGACUCACCAGCGGCUGCACACGGGGGAGCGCCCCUUCUCAUGUAACAUGUGCGGAAAAAGCUUCAACCGGAAGGCUGACCUGAUCACGCACUGCCGCAUCCACACCGGGGAGAGGCCUUUCACAUGUUCUGACUGCGGUAAAAGUUUUAGCCGUAAACAGCACCUGGUGACCCACAGGCGUAGGCACACCGGCGAAACCCCCUUCCCCUGUGACCAAUGCCAGCAGAGGUUUGCCCACCGGAAGGCUCUUCUGCGGCACCAGAACCUGAUUCACUCUACAGAGAGACCAUACGCCUGCCCGGCAUGUGGUAAAGGGUUUGCCUGCCGUUCACAUCUCCUCACUCACCAGCGCGCCCAUCAGAACGGCAGCUGUGCCGGUGGGGAAAAGCCAUUCUCCUGUGAUCAGUGCCGCAGAAGCUUUGGGGCUCAGCCUCACCUGCAAGCACAUAAGAGAAGCCACAGCGGUGUGCCGGGCGAUCGGCCCUUCAAAUGUGACGACUGUGGCAAAGGAUUCAAUAGCAGGAAGUACCUGAGCCGGCACCAGAAGAUCCAUACAGGCGAGCGCCCCUUCCGGUGCAAUGUUUGUGGAGACUCUUUUAUCCAGAAACCCAACCUGGAGCGGCACAAGAGCAUCCACAGUGGGCAGAGGCCCUUCCCGUGUCUGGUGUGUGGUGGAAGCUUCUACAAGAAGCACAACCUGGUCCGGCACCAAAGAAUUCACACGGGUGAGCGGCUGCACUCCAGCUGUAGAGUGUCCCAACCAGUCACCGCACCAUCCCUGACAAGGGGGAACCGGGCAGGAAGCCUAUCCAGGAAGGGCUGUAACCACUCCGAGGAUUAGAACAUGACCAUAUGUACGGCGCAGAGAGGAGCAGCUCGUCAAGAUUUAUGGACAUUUAUAGAGCUGUAGAUACAGAAUGGCGCAGUGUGAUCUAAAAUGAAUGAGGCAGACAGGCGCGGUGUAAUCAGACGUUGGGAAUGAUACGAAUUGAUGUGGUGUGACCCGACGCUGGGAAUGAUAUGGACUGACGGGGUGGGACCCGACGCUGGGAAUGAUAUGGACUGACGGGGUGGGACCCGACGCUGGGAAU